Messenger RNA from Caenorhabditis sp. 36 PRJEB53466, 413 nucleotides. Lineage: Eukaryota; Metazoa; Nematoda; Chromadorea; Rhabditida; Rhabditidae. The record is from the annotation of a GenBank genome assembly.
AUGGACAAUAUCCAGACGUUUUUCGACCAAUAUGUACAUCUUCCAAGGUAUGGCCUAACUUUUCCCUCGGUCACCACAACUUUUCAGUUUCAGCGAGAUUUCGAGCAAGCAUGACCACGCGUACAUCAUUCUGAUCCUCCUCUCCGUCAUUUUCAUCCUCCUCCUUCUCAUUUGCAACCUCUGUAUUUGCUAUUUUAUCAGACAACGACGUCGGCGAGAGGUAAGGCCGAGGAUUUCGGCGAAAGUUAGGCCAGGCAGUUGUCAAUGUCAGCACGCACUUGCAGCUCAUCGAUUACCCGUCGAACACUCUGCAGUACAUCCCGUUCCCCCGCAACAUCCGGAAGCCGUAUCGUACCGAAUCGGGCACUUCCUCGUCGAACCGAAUGAUGCUUCCGUCACGUCAUCAGGUCUGA